UAUCUGUUUAAAGAAACAGUACUUCACACUUCAUCCUCUUAAUUGCUGCUGGAGACAAUUUUUACCUUUCAACAUGACAAAGAGCCGAAACACACCCAGUACACUGUGCUGAUAAAAGUGUGUGAAUGUUCAUGAGAGGUCUAGUCAGAGCCUGGAUUUCAAUCCAAAUGUAUUCUCUCUGAUAACAGCUGUACAGUGACGUUUCCUAAUUCACAUGACAGAUGUUGAAGACACUGCAGAGAGCAAAUGAGGGAGAUCCUCGAAUCCAGAUGUGGUGAAUUUGUAGCAUUACACCUACAAAGACAUGAUGUGCUGAGUGAAGCAUCUGAAUGCUGUCAGGUUUAUAUUUAUUUUAUUAUUAAACCCACAGUCAAAUUCACAACAAAGAACAAAUCAGGCUGCAUUGGAUUGGACUGUUUAGAUCAGAAAGUAUCUCCUGUUGUAAGACUACACUGUUCCUCACAAGCCUGAACUCUCUGUGUUUAAAGCCACGCCCACUCUGUGUGUCACACUAUAACACACAACAGGAAGUUCAUUUUAGAGAAAACAAAACUCAGAACUCAAAGCCCCCCGCCUCUCUCGCUCUCUCGCUCUCUCUCACACACACUGGUAAGAGAGAAAAUGGCAGAAGUCAGUAUUUCAGUAAAUCAGGAUCAGUUCAUCUGUACAGUGUGUCUGGAUCUCCUGAAGGAUCCUGUGACUAUUCACUGUGAACACAGUUUUUGUAAGGUGUGUAUUAAUAGCUGCUGGAAUCAGGAAGAUCUGCAGAGAGUCUACAGCUGCCCACAGUGUAGAGAAACGUUCACUCCAAGGCCUGUUUUACGCAGGAACAACAUUCUGGCUGAAGUGGUGGAGAAACUGAAGAAGACUGAACUCCAAGCUGCUUCUCCUGCUCACUGUUACACUGGACCUGGAGAUGUAAGCUGUGAUUUCUGCACUGAGAGAAAACACAAAGCCGUCAAGUCCUGUCUGGUGUGUCUGGCCUUAUAUUGUGAAGAUCAUUUUAAACCUCACUAUCAGUCUCAGGCUUUUAAAAAGCACAAGUUAGUUGAAGCCUGUGUAGAUCUCCAAGAGAAGAUCUGCUCUCAGCACGACAAACUGAUGGAGAUCUACUGCCGUACUGACCAAAACUUCAUCUGUUACUUGUGUAUGACGGAUGAACAUAAAGGCCAUGAUACAGUUUCAACUACUGCAGAAAGAAGUAAAAAACAGAAUGAACUAAAGGAGGAGCAGAUUAAAUCCCAGCAGAAGAUCCAGGAGAAGCAGAAGGUGGUGCAGGAGCUGAAACAGACUGUUGAUAUAAUAAAGAGGUGUUCAAAGGCAGCAGUAGAUGAUAAUGAGAAGAUCUUUAAUGAGAUGAUCAGCUCCCUGGUGAAAAGGCGCUCGGAGGAGACGGAGCUGAGUCGAGCUGAACAACACCUGAAACAUCUGGAGCAGGAGAUUGCUGAUCUUCAGAGGAGAGUCAGUGAUCUGGAGCAGCUUUCACACACACCUGAUCACAUCCACUUACUCCAGAGUUUCCCGUCUCUCUGUGUUUCUCCUGGAUGUGACGACUCACCCAGCUUCACUGUCAACCAACAUCUCUCAUUUGAUGGAGUGAGGAAAUCUGUCUCAGAUCUGAAAAAACAAGUCAAGGAGAUCUGUCAGGAGGAAUUCAACAAAAUCCGUCCACAAGCUGCAGCAGUUCAGAUGAUUUUACCCUCAGAACCAAAGAGCAGAGCAGAUUUUCUGCAGUAUUUCUGUUAUCUGACUUUGGAUCCCAACACAGCACAUCCUGAUCUCUUUCUCUCUGAGAAGAACAGAGUCGUGAGAUGCAGUGAGAAAAAGCAGCGAUACUCUGAUCAUCCAGAGAGAUUUGACUCCUGGUUUCAGGUGUUGUGUAAAGAGAGUGUGUGUGGACGCUGUUACUGGGAGGUGGAGUGGAGCAGUGUUGUGUACAUAUCAGUCUCAUAUAAAGAGAUCAGCAGGAACGGAUGCGGUGAUGAAUGUGGGUUUGGAUUGAACAGUCAGUCCUGGAGUCUGGUGUGUUCUUCUUCCUCUGUCUCUUUCUGGCACAACAACAUUAAAACUGCACUCCGAGGUCCAGCGUCCUCCAGAAUAGGAGUGUAUGUGGAUCACAGUGCAGGAACUCUGUCCUUCUACAGCGUCUCUGAUACGAUGAGGCUCCUCUACAAAGUCCAAACCACAUUCACUCGGACGCUAUACGCUGGAUUCUGUAUGGAUUAUUAUGCAGACUUGAGGUUUUGUGAUCGAAAAUGAAAUGUAUGUAAAAGUGUUUAAUAAAAUGAUAACUUAAAUGUCAGAUAUAAGAGGAGAGAGAGAGAGAGAGAGAGAGAGAGAUAAAAUGGAGGACAAUAUCCAGGAGACUGUUGAAAUAUUGACUCUCAUGCCAAAGCACAACGGACAAUACACUAGAAAUUGUUACACACUGAUGUCAUGUACAUCAGUGCAUGUAGCAUAAAGCUGGUUUGUGGCCUUUGUCCCUCAUUAGACCCCUUAAAACAACCGAACAAUCACAAAAAAACUAAACGAGUACAAAUAAACGAGUGGAUAUAA
Messenger RNA from Silurus meridionalis, 2556 nucleotides. RefSeq names its product E3 ubiquitin/ISG15 ligase TRIM25-like. NCBI's taxonomy places the organism in Eukaryota, Metazoa, Chordata, Actinopteri, Siluriformes, Siluridae. Gene Ontology annotation, molecular function: protein binding; zinc ion binding. The coding region runs from base 622 to 2259 and encodes 545 amino acids. The record is from RefSeq and is a predicted model, not a curated record. The transcript is spliced from 6 exons.